AUGAAUGUUGCUUCCUUUGCUCCACAAGGUUUUAUGGCAAGCAAUGCAGAGCAAUUCAACUUCGAUAAUACGCAAGCUUCCCGCACAAUGUCCAGCGCACAAGCGCAUUCCACUCCUAUGGGACAAAUGGCGGUUCCUCCUUCACCGUUCGUGUCGCCUAUGGUUUUUGGAGCCCAACCACCGCCACUUUUCAGUACGGUAGGACCGCCUCCGUGUGCUACGCCUUUCAAUCCUGGCAUGAACAUGUCUGUGCCUCCUGUACCUUCCACUGCAUACCCAGAUGUUGGGUUUGAUACAAACUCUAAAGACCCCGUAUUGAUGAGGUCACGAGUCUUUAUAGGACGCCUUUCUGGUACCCCAAUCACACGCGAUGAUCUUAUUGGCAUUUGUAGGCCGUUUGGAACUGUUCUUGCUCUCAAUCAUUUCAAGCAAGGUUAUGCAUUCGUACAGUUUUCCAUGGCCAGUGAAGCUGAUGCUGCAAUAAUUGGAUUGAACGGAAAGAAAUGGAUGAACAUAAUACUCGGU
This is a messenger RNA of Cooperia oncophora, 525 nucleotides long. NCBI's taxonomy places the organism in Eukaryota, Metazoa, Nematoda, Chromadorea, Rhabditida, Trichostrongylidae. The record is from the annotation of a GenBank genome assembly.